Molecule: messenger RNA, 2372 nt
Organism: Anguilla rostrata (American eel)
Lineage: Eukaryota; Metazoa; Chordata; Actinopteri; Anguilliformes; Anguillidae
Exons: 15
Coding region: 150-1934 (594 amino acids)
Source: RefSeq, a predicted model, not a curated record
UCUCUCUCAGUUUCACUUUCCGUCAGUUUCACUUUUUCUUAGUAGGCUACAUCAGCAGAAGACGUCGGGGUUAGAACACAGCAAAGGAACAGAGACACAUCACCCUGGAUCUAUUGUUCAUUCCGACGUGAACAUCAUAUCGUCAAAUUAUGUUUAAACAGCCAAAGAUCAAAAUAUUUACCACUGUGACUGGAGACACCUCGAACGCUCACAGGACCUUUGUGGACAACGUUGCUGCGAAGGUUCCGCUGACCGAAGUGCAGCGAUGGGAGGAGUGUGAUGUCAUAAUGAAAUUCUGCCCCGUUUCGUCUCGGCCUGGACCUGACAUCGAUGCAGCACUAAAGGACAUUCCGGCCAAUAAGCCUGCCGUUCUGGUGGUGAUGCACCACACCUACGACCCAAAUCGCAGCGUAUAUGACAGCAGCAAUUACGUGAAACAGAGUGACGUGCUGAGCGUGGACUGUCUGUUCUACGAAUCCAAAGGGUUGUUUAGGUGCCCAGCCAAUGAGGAAGCUGUGGGGAAAACAAUUACGCACAUAAGGAAAUAUUCAAAGGAACGUCUUCCUGCCCCAGUAUUGACUGAACAGGGUGAAAAACAAGUGGCACCAGGAAAUGAGAAUGAACUCAGAUUUCAUCAAAGGGGUGAAAAACAAGUGGCACCAGGAAAUGAGAAUGAACUCAGAUUUCAUCAAAGGACAUCAAGUUUGAGGGAGAAAAUAAGCAAUAUUUCUCAGAGGGCUGCAGAAAAUCUGUGUGCUGCGGGUGUCAGCGAUGCUCAGAUUUUCACCUUAACACUGCCGGAGCUGACUGAACUGCUUCCAGGGAAGGAGAACUUCCAAAAGAGGAGGGAGAUCAUGGAUCUUAUCAGACAGCAUUUUGAGACAUCAAGUUUGAGGGAGAAAAUAAGCAAUAUUUCUCAGAGGGCUGCAGAAAAUCUGCGUGCUGCAGGUGUCAGUGAUGCUCAGAUUUUCACCUUAACACUGCCGGAGCUGACUGAACUGCUUCCAGGGAUGGAGAACUUCCAAAAGAGGAGGGAGAUCAUGGAACUUAUCAGACAGCAUUUUGAGACAUCAAGUUUGAGGGAGAAAAUAAGCAAUAUUUCUCAGAGGGCUGCAGAAAAUCUGCGUGGUGUCAGUGAUGCUCAGAUUUCCACCUUAACGCUGCCGAAGCUGACUGAACUGCUUCCAGGGAUGGAGAACUUCCAAAAGAGGAGGGAGAUCAUGGAUCUUAUCAGACAGCAUUUUGAGUUGCAGGUUUCUGAAGUUCUGCGGGAGCACCGUCACCUUCUCAAAGAGCAGGAGAGGCAGCUGCAGGCCGCCUUGGAGACCACCCGGCUGCGGAUUGGCCUGCUGGAUAAGCUCGCUAAACGGGAGGAGUUACCCGGGAAACAACCGCGUGAAGGAACGAAGAGUCCGGAGAGCGUGGCGAGCAAUGGAGAACCCAGCAGGUCCAGCCCUCUCAAUCAAAACCCUCGUGCUCCCCUAGCAGACCGUCCUGCCGUGCUUCCGGAUGAAAACACCACCAGCUCCAGCCGAAAUUAUAACUCCAGCCCACCACCAGUGUCCUCUACUGCUGUGCAGACAGAUAAAAACCCCACCAGCUCCAGCCGAAAUUAUAACUCCAGCCCACCACCAGUGUCCUCUACUGCUGUGCAGACAGAUAAAAACCCCACCAGCUCCAGCCGAAAUUAUAACUCCAGCCCACCACCAGUGUCCUCUACUGCUGUGCAGACAGAUAAAAACCCCACCAGCUCCAGCGCAGUAAAAGUCCACAUAUCUGGAGAUGGGGCGAUGUGUCCUCCUCCACAACCUUGGCGUGAGAAUUACAGACUCCAGCCUGGAGCAGUGCAGCGUGAUUCUGAGCCUCUGUCCGGUCACCACUCUGACGGGAAGAGAAAUACAGGCUUCACCCUCCCGUCGCUGUUUAAAAGAUAACAAGGAUGCCAUUCUAGUGGUAAUUAACCAGACACCGCAGACUUUCAACUCAGGCAGCUUUGUGGAAAUUAUGGGACAGAAGAGGAACAUUGUGGAAGCAGUUCACUACAUUUCGGAUCAAUCAAGCGGACUUACCAACUACGAUGUCAAUGAUAACGUAAUUUCUAGGGUCAGGCUUGCCUUACAAAAGUAUGGCCCAUUAUUAUAAGGCAGUUGGAUUUGAAUAACAAAAGAAAAACCCCAGCAUUAAUGCCACAGCAGCGAAACAAGAUUAAAUAAGAGUUUAAAUAUAAAUGAAUUGCUUAUGAAGUAUAUUAAAGUGUAUUAAUGAAACAGUAGAUGGGAAUUGCUUGGUGUAAGGAUUGUGUUCAAUGAUUCUUCAGUAUUCUCAUGUUAAACAGAGGUCAAUAAAUCCAGAACAAUGUCUUUGCAUCUUCA